Tachysurus vachellii is the source of this 12426-nucleotide messenger RNA. RefSeq names its product utrophin-like. The transcript is spliced from 77 exons. The record is from RefSeq and is a predicted model, not a curated record. Lineage: Eukaryota; Metazoa; Chordata; Actinopteri; Siluriformes; Bagridae. Gene Ontology annotation, biological process: synaptic signaling. Gene Ontology annotation, molecular function: zinc ion binding; protein binding. The coding region runs from base 360 to 10892 and encodes 3510 amino acids. Gene Ontology annotation, cellular component: plasma membrane.
UUCGGCACGCCGACUCUCCCACCAGUGUGGUGUGUGUUAAUGAUUUGCGAGAAAACAACUAGGAUACAAAAGUUUCUCGGAUUCAUCGCCGUGGACGAACCGGAUUGUUUUUUUUUUUGGUUUAAAAGCCAAACUGACUCGUGCUCCGCUUUAGGAUCCGUGUGCGCGUGCGUUUUUGUUUCUUUUCCCCCCCGAACGCUAGUGGAAGGACGUGGAUGUGGCCUCGCGCGCACGGGUGGCACGAGCCCGAAUAUGCGGAGUUUAUUUCCACACUGAGUCUCUGAAGCUUCACUGAGCUCGCGCACACAAGGAUUCACUGUGGAAAGUAAGCGCUCCAUCUCCAUUUUCACCUCCUCAACAUGGCGGCCUCGGCUUCACAGGUGGACGUAGCCGAUGGCGGAACAAACAACGAGUUUAGCGACAUCAUCAAAUGGCGAUCAGAUGAACACGAUGCCGUCCAGAAAAAGACGUUCACAAAGUGGAUUAACGCACAGUUCUCCAAGACUGGGAAGGCAGUUAUUAAGGACUUGUUCUCUGACCUUAAAGAUGGGAGGAAGCUUCUGGACCUGCUUGAGGGCCUCACAGGAACCAUCCUGACAAAAGAACGCGGUUUCACCAGAGUUCAUGCUCUAAAUAACGUCAACCGAGUUCUCCAAGUGCUGCAACAAAACAACGUGGACCUGGUGAAUAUUGGCGGGACAGAUAUCGUUGAUGGGAAUCAUAAGCUGACACUCGGGCUCAUCUGGAGUAUCAUCUUACACUGGCAGGUUAAAGACAUCAUGAAGGAUGUGAUGUCCAGUCUCCAGCAGACGAACAGUGAGAAGACGUUGUUGAGUUGGGUCAGACACUGCACUCGCGGCCGGAGUGACGUUAACGUGCUGAACUUCACCACGAGCUGGACGGACGGUCUCGCCUUCAACGCCAUCCUGCACCACUUCAGGCCUCAUGCUUUCAGCUGGGAUCAGAUUGUGGCUCUUUCUCCAGUCGAGAGACUUGAACACGCCUUCAGUUUGGCCAAAGAUGAGCUCAACAUCGAGAAGCUGCUCGACCCUGAAGAUGUAGCUGUGCAGCUGCCGGAUAAAAAAUCCAUCAUCAUGUACGUGACGUCUCUGUUCGCCGAGCUGCCCAACGACGUCACCAUGGACGACAUCCGAGAAGUUGAGACCCUGCCCAGGAAGUACAAAGUGGAGGAGGACCAUCCUGUUAGCACUCAGGGAUUGGCUGGAGCACCGGAGGAGGUGGGCAGAUCGCCGGCCGAGAUCCCAAGCACGGACAGGGAUACGGACAUGGAAGCAGGGACGGAGAUGGACCUGGAAUCCUACCAGGUCACGCUGGAGGAGGUGCUCACGUGGCUGCUGUCUGCCGAGGACGCGUUGCAGAUCCAGGACGAGGUUUCUGAUGACGUGGAGGAAGUUAAGGAUCAGUUCCAUACGCAUGAGGAGUUCAUGAUGGAGCUGACGGCGCACCAGAGCAGCGUGGGUAACGUGCUGCAGGUGGGAAACCAGCUGAUUUCUCAGGGCAGCCUGAGUGAGGAGGAAGAGGACGAGAUCCGUGAGCAGAUGACUCUGCUGAACUCGCGCUGGGAGGCCCUUCGUGUCAACAGUAUGGACCGCCAGGCCAGACUUCAUGAAGUUCUCAUGGACCUCCAGCAUCAGCAGCUCCAGCAGCUUUCUGAUUGGCUGAAGGAGACAGAGGGGCGGAUCCGUAAAAUGGAAACAGAGCCCAUGGCGGGAGGCAUGCCGGGAUACCUGGCUCAGAUUGAGCAGCACAGAACUCUGCAGAGCGACCUGGAGGCUGAGCAGGUCAAGGUGAACUCUUUGACUCACAUGGUGGUGGUGGUAGACGAGAACAGCGGGGAGAGCGCCACCGCUGCUCUGGAGGAGAAACUUCAGUCCCUGGGCGAGCGUUGGGCCGCGGUGUGUCGCUGGACCGAGGAGCGCUGGACUAAACUGGAGGAGAUCCUGCUUGUGUGGCAGCAGAUGUUGGAAGAUCAGAACCUGUUCAGAUCUUGGCUGGAGGAGAAGGAAAAAGAUCUGAGCGAAGUGCAGACCAGUGACCUCAAAGACCCGAGCGAGAUAAACACUAAUGUUCGUAGAUUAGCGAGUCUGAAGGAGGACAUGGCGCAGAAGAGGCGGGUGCUGGGCACUCUGUCCGAGGCGGGGCAAGAUGUGGCGCAACUGCUGAAAAGCCCCGAAGCGAGGCAGCGCAUUGAGACGGACACGGAGGAGCUGACGCAGCGCUGGGACGACCUGGUACAGAGAUUGGAAGACUGCUCCAAUCAGGUAACCGUGGCAGUCAGAGCUGCAGGGACGCCACAGGUGCAGGAGAAGGUUGUCAUGGAGAUUGUCACCACCGUGGUGGAGCGGACACAGCGUACGGUCACCGACCGAGAGCUCCAGACUCCUGCACCACCGAAGAGACGCCACCUGGAUACAGACACGGAGCUCAGAAAACUAGUGGACAGUGAGAUUCCUGACCUUUUGUCCUUGUUGGUGAGAUGGAAAAAUUUGGCACAGUCGCUGUCUUCUACACAUCCUCAUGACCUCACCAAAAAACUCCAGGGCCUGGAGGCGGAGCUUACAGAGAAGGAGCAGCGAGUGAAAGAUGUAAUUGAGAGAGGAGAGAAACUGACGGAGGAGUUAGAGAAAGAAGGAUUGUCCUCAUCCCCGGUCCACUCGUCGCUCAGCUCUGUGCAGUCAGAGUUUUCUUCCUGUCAGCGGCUCCUGCGGGACGUUCAGGACCGAGCUCAGAUUGCGGAGCAGGUUUCCUCCUUGUCCUCUGAGCUGAAGGUUCUCCACAAAGCCCUGGAUGAAGCCGAGGUCUGGCAGAACCGUACGGCGGGACACGUCACAGACGCCAAACUUUCAGCUCUGCACACGCUCAGAGACGACUGCCAGGCUCAUCUGGCAGAGCUCCUGGGUCUGAGUGCUCCACUUCACCAGCUCCGUGUCCGAGCAGCGUCUCUGGUCUCUGUGCCCGGCGUCCGUACUGACGUCCAGAGCGGCGUGAGCGAGCUGUCAUCGCGGUACGACUCCACCAUUCAACAACUCUCCGCACGGGAGCAGGAGAUUAACGCUGCUCUAAACAGACUACAGCAGACCGAGAAAUCCGCUGACCUUCGGGCCGAACUCGAGUCCAGACUCUCAGCUCUCACUGCUGAUGUCAUAGACAUGCUUUCAACUGAGGAGGCUGUGGACAGAGCUCAGGUUCUGUGUACAGAGAUCACGCAGCAUCAGGAGUCUGUAUCGAACACACACGAACUCCAGCGCUGGACUCAACUUUCCACUAGAGCCGCAGACCAGCUCGGCAUGCUGCAGUGCAUUCUGGGUAGCAUGAAGGACUCGCAGGUCCGUGGCGAGGAGGUGAGCCGCUGGCUGGACGGCGUGCAGGAGCUGCUGUCGGAAGACUCCGGCUCUCUCAAUAACGAAGAUAAACUACAAGCAGAGGUUAACCAGUGCAAGGAGUAUGUGGGGGAGAUGGAGGGAGUGGCGGCGUCUCUGAAACAGAUGGUCGAGACUGUGGCAGCCGUGCAGCAGGGCGCGGUACCGGGCCUGGCCACAUGGGGGCAGAAGGAGCUAGACGAGAAACAGAGACGCUGGGAAUCGUUGAGCAAACAGUUACAGCAGCAGCAUGAUCGUAUGACUGAGAGUCAGGAGAAAGUGUUGAAUCUAAAGAAGGACUUGGCUGAGAUGCGAGAGUGGAUGGCUCAGGUGGAUGAGGAGUUCCUCAUGAGGGAUUUUGAGUACAAGAGUCCUGAGGAGCUGGAGGAGGCUCUUCAGGAGAUGAAGAGGGCUAAAGAGGAUGUGCUACAGAAGGAGGUACGAGUGAAGAUUUUGAAGGACAGCAUUAACGUGCUGAUGGGUAAAUCGCCCCCUGGUGGUCAGGAUCUGAACAGCGAGUUAUCUGAGGUGCUGCAGAACUACCACAAACUGUGUGACCGCUUCAAGAGCAAGUGCCACACGCUGGAGGAGGUGUGGUCGUGUUGGAUGGAGCUGCUGCAGUAUCUGGAUUUGGAGUCCGGCUGGUUGAACACUUUAGAAGAGACUCUGCAGGUUACAGAGAAGCUUCCAGAGAACUCAGACUCCGUCAGUCAGAGUCUGGAGUCUCUGGAGUCAGUUCUUCGUCACCCAGGUGAUAACAGGACUCAGAUCCGGGAACUGAGCCAGACUUUGAUUGACGGUGGGAUUCUGGACGACCUCAUCACAGAGAAACUAGACAACUUUAACUCUCGCUAUGAUGAUCUCAACCAGCAGGUGGUGGAGCGUCAGAUGGCUCUGGAGCAGCAGUUGUCUACUCUGAAAGAGAACGAGGCAGCAUUACACACACUUCAGGAGUCACUCGCUCAGCUCGAUCAGACGCUCACUUCCUACCUCACUGACCGCAUAGACGCCUUUCAGAUACCUCAGGAAGCUCAGGCGAUCCAGGUCGACAUCGCAGCUCACGAGGCCUCUCUGGAGGACCUGCGCAGGAGGAACGUGGGGAACGUUCCUGCUCCUGCUCCUGCUUCAGACGGAAAAUCAGCACGAGGAGGCACCAUGCUGGAUCAGCUGCAGAGGAAAUUCCGAGAGAUCAACACAAAAUUCCAGCUCUUCCAGAAACCGGCUAACUUUGAGCAGCGCAUGUUGGACUGUAAGAGAGUUCUGGAGAACGCCAGAGCAGAGCUUCAUGUUCUCGACCUCACUGACACACAGCCUGAGCAGAUUCAAACACACCUCGCUGGCUGCAUGAAGCUGUAUAAGAUCCUAAGUGAGGUAAAGCUGGAGGUGGAGACGGUGAUUAAAACGGGUCGACAGAUCGUCCAGAAACAACAGACUGAGAAUCCAAAGAGCAUGGACGAGCAGCUCACUGCUCUCAAAUUUCUGUACAACGACCUGGGAGCACAGGUGACAGAGGGGAAGCAAGAGCUGGAGAAAGCGCUGUCUCUUUCUCAGAGACUGCACAAGGACAAUGCCACCCUGCAGGACUGGAUCACAUCCACACACACACAGCUGGAGAAGAAGAUCAACACCGGAGACAUGCCAGCUGACAUCGAUGCUGAGAUCGCCUGGGCCAAUGGUCUCCUAAAGGAGAGCGACUGUAAGAAGUCGGAUCUGUGUAAGGUGACAGAGAACAGCGCCGCCCUGCAGGCCGUAGUGGAGGGCAGUGAGACUCAGCUUGAGGAUCAGCUGUUUGUUCUGAAUGAAGGAUGGCAACAAGUUCGGACUCUCACAGAGGACUGGCUCAGUGCUGUGCUGGUGUGUAAUCAUCAGCGAGAGGUGGAGAUGUUUGAUGAGAAUUUGGCUCACAUCAGCACGUGGCUUUAUCAGACCGAGAUCCGUCUGGACGAGACUGAGAAGCUGCCCACGGCCGAGAGGGAGAGAGUGGUGAAGGCUCUGCUAAGUGAACUGGAGGCUAUGAGCUUGAGGGUGGACGGCGCCCGUGAUCAGGCCGUUAUCUUGAUGACCGACAGGGGGCCUGCAUGCAGAGACGUAGUGGAGCCCAAACUGGAAGACAUCAACCGCAACUUCCACAAGGUCGCACAGCACAUCAAAACUGCUCAGUGCUCUGUGGGUCUGGAAAACACUGUGGAGGUGCAGCAGGAGGCAGUGGUCACGGAAACGACAGCUCCUUCAUCCUCGUCCCAGCUGCAGAAUUUCGAGAUUGACCUAAAGACGACUCUCAGCACACUGGAGCAGCGCGACCCCACGGAGACCCCCGGCGAGGACAAGCUGGAUGAGGAGAAAGCUCGUGUUGAGGAGGUUUUGAGGAGAGGAGAAGAGCUGAUCCAGUCUGCUUCGGAUGAGAAGAGAGAUGAGAUACGCCUAAAACUGCGGCUACUACACACUCGCUACAGGGAGCUAUAUAUUGUCCGAACCCGGCGAGUCGGAACGGAUUGUCUUGACUCCGCCCCCUCCUCGUCCCCACAAGUCCAUCCAGAAGAACGGCGUACGUCUCUCUCGCCGUCCUCCUUCCACCUGGAGGUGAACAAGGUUCUGCUGGCCAUGGCUGACAACGAGCUGCUCCUCAACUCGUCAGAGCUCAGCGGAGGCCUGUUUGAAGAUUUCUCCAGCCAGGAGGACACACUGAGGAACAUAAAGGAGAGUUUGGAGCGUGUCGGUGAGCAGGUAACUGCAUUAAACGAGCAGCAGCCUGACGUGAUCCAGGACGCCUCCAGACAGGAAGUGGUGCAGAUAGCCGACGCGCUGACUCAGCUAAACGCAGAGUGGGAUCGAGUGAAUCGCAUGUACAGCCAGCGCAAAGGAUCUUUUGACUGUGCUGUUGAAGAAUGGAGGCAGUUUCACUGCGACAUGAACGACCUGUCUCGGUGGCUGUGCGACACAGAACAGGCCCUAGAUGAUGAAACCGGACCCAAAGGAGACCCGGAGCGUGUCAGCGCUCAGCAAGAGGAUCUAGAGGAAGGCCUGACGAGCCAUGAGUCCACUCUGGCAGGACUCAUCCAGUCAGGAGAGCACAUCAUCCCUCAGCUGUCGUCUCCAGACGGUCCUCUGCUCCAGGACAAGCUGGACAGCCUCACACAGCGCUGUGCGAUCGUACACACACGAGUCGCCGAUCGCCGCCGCAGGCUAGUAGCUGGUGAUUCCUCCGUCUCUGAAGUCCUACAGCACAGUGCUGAUUUGGCUCGUUGGUUACAUCAGACCGAGGCCGCAGUGUUAACGCUACCCGCGAGUGCUGCAGACCAAAACCUGCGAGAGCUUAAGGCUCUGGCAGAGGAGAUGGAUUUGCAGAAGGAGAGUUUGACUUGGCUGAACAGAAAUGGAGCUCAGAUCCUCUCCAGCUCCAACCUGAAAGCUCACGAGAGAGAAGCUCAUGCCUCCAAAAUCCGUCAGAUCAACAUGACCUGGAGUAAAGUGACACAGGAGUUAUUAGAGAAGGUUAGAGAGGUGGAGGCUAAGCUGCAAUUCCAGGAACGGAUGAACCACUUGAGCGACUGGGUCCAUCUUACUCAACAGCCCCUGAGCAGAAGCACGGAUCUGUCACCAUCCGAAGCUCAGGCCCUGGAGUCGGCUGUAAGGGAGCGCAGGAACGAGCUGGAGGAGCUGCUCACACAUUCCACCGAGUUACAAAGGCAACAGCAGCUGCUCCCUCAGGAGAAGAGUAAAAUGGAACAGUUGGUAGCAGACUGGAAGGUUCUCGAGCUCAGAUUGAAAGAAAGAACACAAGUGCCUAAGUCGCCAUGGACGCAUCAGAUCACCCAGCAACCACUGUCCCCAGUGUGUGCUGAGGUUCAGAGGUCAGCAUUGCUGAGUGAGGCUCCUCUCAGCGCAGCCUGUGUAAGUGACCGGGCCACAGAACUGGCCGACUGGCUGCAGCUCAUUCAGCAGAUGCUCAAAUCCAGCAUCGUUACUGUGGGCGACACCGACGAGAUCCGGACCACCAUCAGCCGCCUGGAGGUGACUAAAGGUGAUCUGGAACAGAGACAUCCUCAGCUGGAAGAGAUUUUCACUCAGGCUCAGAACAUCAAGAACAAAACGUCUGACCUGGAUGUUCGAACCUCCAUCAGUGAGAAACUGGAGAAGGUGCGCAGCCAAUGGGACGGCACGCAGCAUGGCGUGGAGGCGCGGCUCCUGCAGCUGGAUCACAUGACCACACACAGUGAACAGUGGCAGGACCAGUGGGCUCGGGUGAAGGCUCUGAUUGGUCAGAACGAGGCUCGUUUGCAUAACCUGCUCCAGACGAGCCGAGAUCCGCUCACCAAGCAGAUCGGCGACAACAAAGCCUUCCUGCAAGACCUGAGUCGAGAGCACGUGACCGUGGCUGCGUUUAACGAGCUCUGCAAUCAGCUCCUGCAGGAUUACGCCAGCGAUGACACGCGCAGGGUCAAAGAGGUGAUGGACAAAACUGUUAUGUCCUGGAGCGCUGUGAAUAACAGGGCGUCAGAUCGUCAGGCGGUUCUCGACUCAGAGCUGAAGAGACUGCAGAUGUCUCUCAGGGAGCUCGAGGGCUUCCUUAAAUGGCUGCAGGAGGCUGAAACCACCGUUAACGUCUUGGCCGACGCCUCCCAGAGGGAGGAGCUGUCUCAGGACUCCGCCCAUCUCAGGGAGCUGAAGGGGCAACUUGACGAUAUUCAGGUGGAGAUCGACGCCCAUAACGAUGUGUUUAAGAGUGUGGACGGAAACAAGUUGAGGAUGGUGAAGGCGCUGGGCAGCUCCGAGGAGGCCGUGUUCCUGCAGCAAAGGCUGGAUGAUAUGAACCACCGCUGGAACGAACUCAAGGCCAAAUCAGCCAACAUACGGGCUCAUCUGGAGGCCAGUGCAGAGCGAUGGAGCAGGCUGCUGUCCGUUCUGGAAGAGUUGUGGAGGUGGAUCUGCCAGAAGGAUGAUGAGCUCACUAAGCAGAUGCCUAUUGGAGGAGAUGUGCCAACGUUACUGCAGCAGUAUAACCACUGCUCGGCUUUGAGGGCGGAGCUAAAGGAGAGGGAGCAAGUUGUGGUCAGUACCUUGGACCAGGCACGCAUGUUCCUGGCUGAUCAGCCCAUCGAGGGGCCUGAAGAACCACGCAAGAACCUGCAGUCAAAAACAGAGUUGUCUCCGGAGGAAAAGGCCCAGAGGGUUGCGAGGGCAAUCCGGAAGCAGGCGGCUGAGGUACGUGAGCGCUGGGAGAGGUUACUCGGACACGUGGGAGGUUGGCACGAGCAGGUGGAACGCUCUCUGGAGAAACUCCAAGACCUGCAGAGCGCCAUGGACCAGCUGGAUGUGCAUCUGAGCCGACCCGAGGAGGUCAAAGGUCGCUGGCAGCCUGUCGGAGACCUGCUUAUCGACUCGCUGCAGGACCACAUCAACAAAACCACUGCGUUCCGGGACGAAGUGGCUCCUCUGAAGCAGGAGGUGUUGGCAGUGAAUGUGUUGGCAAGUGAAUUGGCUCCUUUGGAUGUGCAACUUUCGUCCACCACCAGCAGACAACUGGACAACCUGAACACACGCUGGAACAUACUGCAGGUAGCCAUUGAGGAGAGACUGAAGCUCUUACAGGAAGCUCAUAGAGACUUUGGACCCUCAUCACAACACUUCCUCUCCACUUCAGUCCAGAUGCCCUGGCAGAGAGCAGUAUCCCAGAAUAAAGUGCCCUACUACAUCAACCAUCAGACACAGACGACAUGUUGGGAUCAUCCAAAAAUGACCGAGCUCUACCAUUCCCUCGCUGAUCUCAAUCAUGUGCGAUUCUCCGCCUACAGAACUGCCAUGAAGAUUCGACGACUACAGAAAGCUCUCUGCUUGGACCUGUUGGACCUGUCCGUCGCUCAGUCCAUGUUCCAGCAGCACAAGCUGAACGUCAACUCGGCGCAGCUCUCCGUCCCCGAGGUCAUAAACUGUCUCACGUCCGUUUACGACGAUCUAGAGCAGGAGCACAAGGACCUGGUGAACGUGCCGCUCUGCGUCGACAUGUGUCUCAACUGGCUUCUCAACGUCUAUGACACGGGUCGCAGCGGGAAGAUCCGAGUCCUGUCCAUGAAGAUCGGCCUGCUCUCGCUGUGUAAAGGUCACCUGGAGGAGAAGUACAGAUGUCUGUUUAACCAGGUGUCUUCUCCGGGGGAUACGUGUGAUCAGAGGCAAUUGGGGCUUCUGCUGCAUGACGCCAUCCAGAUCCCACGACAGCUCGGAGAAGUGGCAGCUUUCGGAGGCAGCAACAUAGAACCGAGCGUCAGGAGCUGCUUCCAGCAUGUGACCAAUAAGGUGGAGCUGGAGCCGAGCCAUUUUGUGGACUGGAUGAGGUUGGAGCCUCAGUCCAUGGUGUGGCUUCCUGUGCUGCACAGAGUGGCGGCUGCAGAGACGGCGAAACAUCAGGCCAAGUGUAACAUCUGUAAAGAGUGUCCGAUUGUAGGCUUCAGGUAUCGCAGUUUAAAGCACUUUAACUACGACGUUUGUCAGAGUUGCUUUUUCUCCGGCCGCACAGCGAAAGGACACAAGCUGAACUACCCCAUGGUGGAGUACUGCACCCCGACCACCUCAGGCGAGGACAUGCGCGACUUCACCAAAGUGCUUAAGAACAAGUUCCGCUCGAAGAAGUACUUCGCCAAGCACCCUCGCCUCGGCUACCUGCCCGUGCAAACUGUCCUGGAGGGGGACAACAUAGAGACCCCGGUCACUCUGAUCAGCAUGUGUCCCGAGCAGUAUGAGCUGGCUCAGUCGCCUCAGCUUCCCCAUGAUGACACACACUCGAGGAUAGAGCAGUAUGCAAGCAGAUUGGCUCAGAUGGAGCGCUCUAACGGUUCUUUGCCUACAGACAGUAGCUCAGCCACAGGCAGCAUGGACGAGGAGCAUGCGCUGAUCUUGCAGUACUGUCAGACUCUUGGAGCCGAGGCCGCAUCCUGCAGCCAGCCGCAAAGCCCCAUCCACACGCCCAAAUCCCAUGCCCUGGGCAUCCAUGGCACCACACAGGCAUUGCAGAGCCCUGCUCAGAUACUGCAGGCUGUAGAGAAGGAGGAGAGAGGAGAGCUAGAGCGUGUCAUUACUCGCCUGGAGGAGGAGCAACGGAGUCUGCGCAGGGAGUAUGAGCAGCUGCGGGAAAGGCAUCGCGGUGGUGCGGAGAGUGUGAUAAUCACUGAGGGCGCGGCCCCGGAUGAGGCCGACUUGCUGGCCGAGGCUAAGCUCCUGCGGCAGCACAAGGGCCGGCUGGAGGCUCGCAUGCAGAUACUGGAGGAUCACAACAAACAGCUGGAGUCUCAGCUUUACCGAUUACGACAGCUCCUGCACCAGCCCGAGCUGGAUUCUGCAGUCAACGGCGGUUCCUCUUUAGGUUCUCUGAGUCAGGAGGCAAGAGGACAUCCAGAACACACAGAUGACUUUCUGGAUCAUUCUUCCUCCUCUGAUAUGACUGACCUUAUGGAGCAGAUUAAUAACAGCUUUCCAACUUGUGCUCCGCCGAGCCUGUCCUCGAGAUCACAGGUGAUGUGAGAGCUGCUGAUGACGACAGUGUUGAUGACGCGUCACGUGAUGUGGUGAAGUACCUGCUCUCAUAGACGAAGUUCACCAACCUGGAGUUCCUCACCUUGACUCCAACACCGAAAUUGUCCAUCACCACCACGUCCAUCACCACCAUGUCCAUCACCACCACGUCCAUCACCCUGUCUGUCUGUACUAUGCAACUGUAAAUUCCAUGACCUGAUCCGGGUCUGGGAUUUGUAUGAAUACAACAGACGAUGAUAUUUCGCUAACGGGCGCUUCAGAAUGUUUAACCUGUUCAGCUUGUAUUUCUGUUUUUCUGUGCGCACGCUCCGGGAACCUCUGUUCACCUUCUUUACAUUUCUCAUAUAUUUAACACAGAGAGGAAUAAAGAUGUGGUCGUGGUAAACCUUUACAACACACACCUGGUGGAUGAAGACCACUCGCCUCGCCUUCGAAUGCAUGUUUCUCCCAGAAUGCAUCCCUCGGCUACGUUUCUCGUGUUUACGGCGUAAAUCCGUGACGUCACCCACGAAGCGGUCGGCUGUUCUCGAAAAAUAAUCCACGUCGCCACUGUAUUUUUUCCCCAGUCAGAGUGUUCCUUUCCUCGUUCUGCCACCACUGCAGUUUGUCAGCGUUCCUUUUAUUAUUAUUAUAAUUAUUAUUAUUAUUAUUAAAAAUGACAUGUCUUUAUUUUUAUCCGCUUUGAGCUACAUUAACUGUCGUGGUAUCGAGUUCAUGUUGGUGCCCAUCCCCCACCCCUGUGUAAAUACUGUACAUGUUGAGGAAUGCUGAGAUGUUUUAGCCCUGUGUGCCUAUACAGCAUCCAUUCCAAGGAAAGGAUUUACGGGAUCGUGAACUAAAGAAUAAAGAGAUCUAAAUUCAGAUUUGACGAUUUAUAUUUUUUUUUUCCCCGAGUCGAAUAGUUUUCUAAAAGUCGAAUGAAAUCAGAAGAAAGCCAUGAUUGCCUUGCUACCUCAGACUCCACAGCGUUCAUUUGCGAGAUUUGUGCUUUUUUUUUUUUUUCUCCGCACCGAACCAAACCAGAAACCGAACACCACAAACAGUCGAUUUUAAAAUCCUGCGUACGUUAAUGCCACUUGUUUACUUUCGAUCAGGGACGAGAUCCAGGUGAAGAGACAGGCUGAAAAUGAAAAAGUCAAUGAUUUAAAAACAAAAAACAUGAAAUUCUGUGAUUUGGUUUGUUUGUGAAUUAUUUUCAGCUUUUUUUUUCUCCAUGGUGUAUCGUAUUUUUUCCCCCUCUGUAAAGCAUUAACACUACUAUAGCCAAUCCGACGUGUCCCAGACUGCGGGGUUUGGACGUCUCGGAUAUCUCUGUGUGAUGAUCUGAGGUCCGGUUUUGUCUGAUGUCUGAUAAAAGGACCGGUCUGAGGUCAGCGUGUGGUGCGUCCAGGUCCCGCUGUCGGGUUUUUGUGCUGUUUCAUGUCCACUGAGCUGUGUUGUUGUUCUUAUCUGAGGUAGAUGGUGUAGCUGACCACACUACAUGUACUAUGGUUUUAUUCCAAAUAAAAAUUUUUAUAACGAG